Messenger RNA from Leptosomus discolor (cuckoo roller), 590 nucleotides. The record is from RefSeq and is a predicted model, not a curated record. NCBI's taxonomy places the organism in Eukaryota, Metazoa, Chordata, Aves, Leptosomiformes, Leptosomidae.
CAAGGAGAUCCCUGAAUCCAGCUCCUGCCUAACGUGGCUCUGCUCUCCCCUUGCAGAGAAGACCGGGAAGGUGCUGGGAGAGUUUUGCCGGUGCUACAAGGAGCAGUAUGGUGUAGCGCUCUUCAACAGCGUCCGCUAUGAGAUCGAAGGCAACGGAGGGCCGCAGGCCCAGCUGCUCCACCGCAAGGUCCCCCUGGAGGACCACGUCAUCUACUCGGGCAACCUCUUCCAGUACAUUGAGGAGAACAAGAAGUGGAGGAACCGCUUCUGUGUGGUCCCACACAACUAUGGCUUGGUCCUCUAUGAGAACAAACUGGCCUAUGAGCGGGACUUGCCACCCCGUGUGCUGGUCAACAGUGCUGGCUACAAGAUCCUUACCUCCGUGGACCAGUACCUGGAACUGGUGAACAGCAGCCUGCCUGGCGUGACGCCCAAAUCGGGGCACUCUCCCAUCCUGAAGUGCCCCACGGAUUUCCCCCUCAUCCUCUGGCACCCCUACGCCCGGCACUAUUACUUCUGCGUGAUGACGGGCAAGGAGCAGGAGAAGUGGCGGGCAGUUUUCCAGGACUGCAUACGGCACUGCAACAACG